Molecule: messenger RNA, 2934 nt
Organism: Hipposideros armiger (great roundleaf bat)
Lineage: Eukaryota; Metazoa; Chordata; Mammalia; Chiroptera; Hipposideridae
Gene: NHLRC2
Product: NHL repeat containing 2
Exons: 11
Coding region: 235-2412 (725 amino acids)
Molecular function (GO): protein binding
Source: RefSeq, a predicted model, not a curated record
GUUGGGGGGGGCGGUAGUUUAAUUCCGUGCCCGGCAAAUGCGGCGAUUGGUAGUACUUUUCGCACUAGAAUGCAUGCUUACGAAAGAAAAAAGUGUCGCUAGUGUGGAGCGGGGCUGGUGGAGAGGAAGGUGAAAGUGACGUUUUGAAACCAAAGGACAGUAAACGCUUCUUCUCUUCCCAAACGAGCUUGUCCCGCGGGCCCGGCGGCCGCCUCUCUACGGUCCCGAGAGAACAUGGCGGCCCCCGGCCCGCGGAGCUGCAGCCUCUCGGGCCUGCUCCCGGCGCAGACCUCGCUGGAGUACGCCCUGCUCGACGCCGUCACCCAGGAGGAGAAGAAGAACCUGGUCUACCAGUAUCUGCAGAAGGUGGACGGCUGGGAGCAGGACUUGUUGGUGCCCGAGUUUCCGGAAGGAUUAGAAUGGCUGAACACUGAAAAGCCUCUUUCUGUCUACAACGACCUGUGUGGGAAAGUGGUCAUCUUUGAUUUCUUCACCUAUUGCUGCAUAAAUUGUAUUCACCUAUUGCCUGAUCUCCAUGCCUUAGAACACACCUACUCUGAUAAAGAUGGUCUUCUGAUUGUUGGUGUUCACUCGGCUAAAUUUCCAAAUGAAAAAGUCCUGGAUAACAUUAAAAGUGCUGUUCUUCGCUACAACAUCACCCACCCUGUGGUUAAUGAUGCGGAUGCCAGCCUCUGGCAAGAACUAGAAGUUUCCUGCUGGCCAACUCUGGUCAUACUUGGACCCCGUGGAAACAUGUUGUUUUCUUUGAUUGGAGAGGGCCACAAAGAUAAAUUGUUUUUGUAUAUUUCAAUAGCUUUAAAGUAUUACAAAGAUAGAGGACAGAUCAGAGAUAAUAAAAUUGGAAUAAAACUCUAUAAAGACUCUUUGCCACCUUCACCAUUGCUGUUUCCUGGCAAAGUAACAGUAGACCAUAUUUCUAAGAGAUUGGUAAUAGCAGACACUGGACAUCACAGAAUUUUGGUCGUCUGGAAGAAUGGACAAAUUCAGUACAGCAUUGGAGGACCCAACCCUGGAAGAAAAGAUGGACUAUUUUCAGAGUCAGCUUUUAAUUCACCACAGGGUGUAGCCAUAAUGAAUAAUAUCAUAUAUGUGGCAGAUACUGAAAACCACCUUAUAAGAAAGAUUGACCUAGAAGCUGAGCUGGUGAGCACCGUAGCUGGCAUUGGAAUUCAAGGAACAGAUAAAGAAGGUGGAGCUAAAGGAGAACAGCAGCCCAUCAGUUCCCCUUGGGAUGUAGUUUUUGGAACAUCAGGUUUAGAGGUCCAAAGAGAUGACAUUCUGUGGAUCGCCAUGGCAGGGACUCAUCAGAUAUGGGCACUCCUCCUGGACUGUGGCAGCCUACCAAAGAAAAAUGAGUUAAAGAAAGGAACCUGCCUUCGGUUUGCUGGUAGUGGGAAUGAAGAGAAUCGGAAUAAUGCGUAUCCUCACAAGGCAGGUUUUGCCCAACCUUCAGGCCUCUCUGUGGCCUCAGAAGAGCCAUGGAACUGCCUGUUUGUAGCUGAUAGUGAGAGCAGUACCGUGCGAACUGUCUCACUAAAAGAUGGAGCCGUGAAGCACCUCGUAGGAGGAGAAAGAGACCCCACGAAUUUAUUUGCUUUUGGUGAUGUUGAUGGAGUAGGAAUCAACGCAAAGCUUCAGCACCCCCUUGGAGUGACAUGGGACAAGAAAAGGAAUUUACUUUACGUAGCAGACUCCUACAAUCACAAGAUUAAAGUUGUGGAUCCAAAAACAAAAAGCUGUACAACAUUAGCAGGAACUGGAGAUGCAAGCAAUAUCAGUUCCAGUUUUACUGAGUCAACUUUUAAUGAACCAGGAGGCUUGUGUAUUGGAGAGAGUGGUCAGUUAUUAUAUGUAGCAGACACCAAUAAUCAUCAAAUUAAAGUGAUGGAUUUAGAAACAAAAACGGUUUCUGUGCUGCCAGUCUUGAGUUCUGAAAAUGCUGUGGUGGAUGGCCCACUCCUAGAAGAAGAACGGAAGACGGUACCCAAACUCCCUAAAUCUGCUCCAGCCAUUAGCCUUCCCCCAGUGGUCGCGUCUCCAGGACAGACUCUUGAGUUCAAGCUAAGACUAGACCUCCCAUCAGGAACAAAGCUAACUGAAGGAGUAGCCAGUUGCUGGUUUCUAACAGCUGAAGGCAAUGAAUGGCUUCUUCAAGGACAGGCACCUUCUGGAGAAAUAGAGAGCAUUUCCAAUCAGCCGACCAUCUCACUGCAGGUUCCUAGAGAUUGCUCAUCCCCCGAAGCUGUUGUAUCUGUCAGCGUGUUUCUCUAUUACUGUAGCGCAGACAGCAGUGCCUGCAUGAUGAAGGGAAUUUUGUUCAGCCAGCCUUUACAGAUAACCAGUGCACAGCCAGGUUGCUCAGCUCCAGUGGAGCUCAAGUAUGUGUUUUAGCAGGCAAGCUAGCUAGCACACUGGUCUCUACAGCCGCCUAUUUCCAUCCUCACCAUCACUGCAACUUAUGGAAAGAAACUUAACUUCUGCCUCUGCGUUACCAAGAAACCCACUGCUCAGUUCUAGCAACUGAUAUUAAAGUAAAGCUCUGCUCCUUAUUUAAUUAUUUAUUAUUAACAGAUGCCUUCAUUCUGGCUGCAUACCAGCCAAGUCACUGACCAUUAUUUGCACCACGAUUGUAAUCUAUGCUGCCAUUUGGCAGAAGACUUAAGUCCACACUAUUAUAGUAUAGAAUAUUAUCAUGAGAUAAUUUGCAAUGAUCACUGAUAACGAUACCAAAUAUUUUAACUAACUUUUCCUACCUUUAUUAAUAAGCAGCACAUUUGAAUGUGUAAAUUUCACAAUAACCGUAAAGAAAGUCCCCGCCCCCCCCCAAAAAAAAAAAAAGUUUUCAUCACAGUAGAAACGUAAACUACCUGGGUGGUAAAUAUGUUCUUUGUUCUCUUCUGCAAUUUUCUCAGU